UGUGCUUUCAAAACAAAAAAGCUAGAAAUCGACUCUUGGGAAAUUCCUGCUCACCUUCCUUUUCCAACCUAUACUCAUCUCCGGCAGAGACCAACCGACGAGAUCUUCCCGGCCACUUCGUUCGUUACCUCAAGUCGCCGACAGCUCAAAUUAGGACAGUUGUAUAUGAGACAAUUUAGUUCAUUAGAGACAAAUCUUAAGAAAUAGCCAUACAGUCUUCUCCACUUCAAACCUCCAUUGAAAUCUCCCAGAACCGGCCAUGACAGUCCAUUGGCCCUUUCCAUCCUUUGUACCUUAGGACAACUCUCCAAAUGGACACUCUUCUAUGAUUGUUGACUCCGGAGGUGCACUCCCACCGCAAGCACACGUCCUUGUCUUGGGAGUCACUCGAACGUUGCGAAAAGGACCAAAUUUGGAAAAAAGAAGGCCGGCUUUUACCAAACCAGCAGCGGUGGUGUAACGGCAGAGACAAUAAUGUAAUCGAGCCUUUGUGGUCAUUAGCGUGCCUGUGUUCUGACAAUCGCAUUCCAUGGUGCCUCCCGAUGACCAACGGGCUGCAACUGGCCCCCUUUUCCUUCCUUUUGCUAAGCAUUGAGUCACCAAAGCCCUCUCACUUUUCGAAUCGCGCUCUUUGUUUUGCUUUGGUUUCCGAUUUUGGUACAUUUCUGGUGUAUGGUAUCCGGCGUCUGUGCGGUUCCGUGUUGUCUUCUUUCUUUUAUUUUUCCUCAUUUCCGUAAGGAAUAAGGCAUCAGCAAUCUAGAGGUGGGUGUUGUACUUUAGCUGCCAGUGCCAGCUCCAAUCAUCGUCAAGAGAAGCGCAGAUAUACUUGUAUCCUCCUCGAUCUUCUCGUGUGCCCGUGUGAAGUUCCAUCACCAUCUUCAUUGUUCUUCCUUUUGAUGCCACGGUAACGGCAUCUAUGAAAAAAAGUAUCCCAUAGUCCUCCCGUUUUCUCAGUCGAGACAUUUGGUUGUUGUUGUUUUUGUUCCACUGUGUUGAUUAUUUGGAUUCAUCAAGUUGGUGGUCUUCUUUUCCCCGUUUUUUCUUCAUUAAAACAAGAAGGGGACUGGCCAACUUGUCCAUUUUGAAGAGGGUGGUUUGGGAUUGAGAGAACUUUUUGACUGGUACCAUUGCAGAAAUCGGCUUUUCAGAAACCAUUGCUAGGUAUGUUUGGUGACUCGAUGAGUAGUUGGUGCUAGUUUUUCUGAUGAUGGUGAGUUAAUCUCGUAUUUGAAACCCUUCUCCUUUUGGCCUGUGAUGUCGGAACAGGGUUUUCUUCUCCCCUGUUUGGGCAUAUAUUUUCUUAUAGAAGGAUGCACUUCCAGAUAAAUCUACUGAAGUGAACUUUCUAUCCGUCCAGGCCAAUGAAUGCUUUCACUAUUCCAUUGUUUUUCGCCUAGAUGGGUGUCAUUGUUUCAAAUUGUUUCCGAGUUUUGAGCGCCCUUUCUUACUGGUACUACUCAUUGUUUCGUAAACCGGAUAACUUUUUCUGUAUAUUCGGAUGUGGGAAGUUCAUUUAGGCCACUUCCACUCUGAUCCUGGUCUUGAUCGUGAAAUACAUGAUAGACCGGAGAAUGUGAUGUCUUCUUUUGAAAACAGAAAAGACCGAGAGUUAUGAUUUUUAGGGCUUAUUUAGAUUAGUUUCAAGGUUAGUUAAUCGAAGAAUAAACCAGUCCAGCAUUUUCUCACGCAUUUUGCGUAAUAUGCUUAUUCUUCAUCAUAAUAUUCUUAUUGGAUUCAGGUUGCAAUUGUAUUGCUGAUAAGUGUCUCUGUAUGGUCUUGCUUACCAAGACUACUGGUGGGAGAUCAUGGGGCGCAAGAAAGAUGGAGUCUCUUCUGUUAAUUUCCCAAGUCAAGAAAUUCAAGGGUCAUGCAAGAAGAAAACAAAGUAUCGGCUAACCAAUUUUUUAGCUUCAUUUUUCAAGGGAAAACGACGCAAUAAGCUCCUCCCGGCUCCUACCAUAGGUUUUGUUGAGAAGUUUUCAGGUUCCUGCAAGAAGUUGUUCAAGAAAAAUCUAAAACCAUCAAAACCGGAAGAUAUACUCAAUGGUUCUGAUGGUUUCCCUCUUCAUGGGACACGAAGGUCAGACAUGAAAAUCGGCAUUCGGUCUUUAGAAGAAAAGAAACAUGUUAAUUCUCAAAAAGUCAUUGGAGAAUGCACCACUUCAAGAAAAGAAAAUGCCACAGAUUACCCAGACUGUAAUGGAGAUAAGGUAAAAGAUGGUAUUCGGGAGUUGAUUUGUGAGGAUCCUGCUGGUAAAACUUCUUCUUUAAGUUUUGAGUACAGUGCUUUGCCUGGCCCAGCUUAUCCAAAAUCACAUUGUAAUCCUGUUCGUCGUAGCUGGAGUCUUUCUGGAUCUACGGUGAUGGAAAAACUGGAGCCAAAGUUACAGAGUUACACAACCACAGUUAGAACUGACAAGAGACAAGUGGUUGCAAACAAAAAGCGGAAGCCCAGUAAGUGCCCAAAAAGGUGCAGUUCUGUUCCUUCUAAUGAGAAAGCCACACCAGCAUCCGCUUGCUCCUUUCAGUUCUUUGUCAGCUGUGAGGAGGGAAUUAAUCUUUAUGUUGAUUUAAAUGGAGAUUCGUCUGAUUGGAUUAAGGACUUGGAGGGGGAAGUAUGUAUUGAUCAGCAUGGGGGGAAUCUGAAGCCUAAUUUUAUUAAUCAUUUAGCGAGUAGAUCAAAGUAUGUCAACAAUCAAUUAGACACUUCACCAUCUGGCUUGCUGGAACAAGGUUCACAAAGUCUGCAUGAGAGCAGUAAUAGUGCCUUAUUGUUAUCUGCUGCUGACUUUGAUGGAGAAAAAGCUGUUGUACCUUCAGUUAAUUGUGUUUCAACAUGUGGACAAACUGUGAAUAUUCUGGAUGCUCGUCAGAAGGUUGGUAGUGGCGGUGCUUCUUGUCUUCCAGAGUAUCCUGCCACUCUGGAGUGUCAGCCUUCCAAUGUCAGUGAGUCUUGUAUGGUCAAUGCAUUAGGAAGUCGUGUAUGUAUGUCCAAUGAGAUUAUCUAUCAUUUAGGUAAAGGAGAUUCUCCAACUUCAGCUGAAAUGCAGGACGUGGUCCAAUUCAAUCACGACUCCCUUCCAGAAAAUAAUGAUGUAUGUGAUGGUGUAUCAUCGAGUUGCUCUAUAAGAAAGAUUCCAUCUGUGGAAGCUGUAAAAUGCAGUGAAGAGACUUUGAAUUUGUUGGCUUCCUGUUCAUGUGGAGUUCCAUGCUUGGACAUUUUUACAAAUGCUGAACAGCCAGAGAGAUCAGAAAUGCUGCAGCAGCAGCCACAACCAGACUUAAAUAGAGAUGCUGGAGUACCACUUGCUGGAAAUUCCAUACUCGAGUUUCCUAUGGAAGAGGAUGAUGGAUUUAUGAAUCAUGCCAAGAAUCCAAACUUGAUACAGGCGAAUAAUUCUUCAGACAUGAUACAAGGACAGCCCCAUGGUUCAGAAGAUUGUGAAGAAUAUGAAAACACAAGGCAGAGCAGCAAUGUUCAAAAUUACCAUGGCAAAAAUGAGUCUACAUCAGUUAAAAGUUUAAGGAGUAUUAAAGAUAUAGCUAGGGGAUCAAGUAACAUCAUGACAAGCUCUACAAGGAGAAGAUCUAUGCGUGAGCUUGGAGGCCUAUGAAGGCAACGGACGCAGUUCUUUUGUAAGUGAGCUUGGAGGACUAUGAAGGCAAAAGAUGCGGUCGGCAAUCUCUGAAUUACAGGUGGAAAGACAACCUAUUGACCAAAUAUACCCAAGUUAUUCUUCAAAACCAAUCAGUAAGUCAUUAAUCUGUGUUCUUUACAAAAGCACUCUACCAAUGUGGCACAAAUUCUGCACCACCUGGAGUUGCUUUGGUAGCGGCUCCAACCUGCCCACAUUGCACAAUUUGAGAAGCUAAGCUAUGUUGACAAUCCACGUGGAUGAGUUGCUUGACUCUAUAGAUGACUUGGGUGGAUGUCAAGUCUCUGCUGCAGGUUGAAUCUGUUAUCUUUUAAUCAGCUUCAUCAGUUGGAUUUUGUCUAAAUUCUCCCUACUCCACAAUUCACCUUUGAUCUUCAGCUGGUCAGAGAAGCCUAUUAGAAUCAGGAACGAUUGGAUGAUCAAUGUUAGGAUACGUGAAGGAUUUUGUUGCUCAGCCAAAAAUGAAAUGGAUGAGGAGCUCAAUUUGACUGUUAGAUUUACUACCUUUGACAAUGUCAAUGAUGGUCUUGUCUCUUCUUUCCUCCGUCCUGCAAACAGCCGUACAAUUGGUGAGCUCGACGUGCACCGUUAUUCCAUAGAUUGAGUUACUGAACUGUUAUCUUUACUUGGAUGUUCUUGUCCUAAUCUGUGCAGUCUGCUCACGAGAGACCAGGUGCUCCAAAACCAUCUCUCCUUGUGUGCUCCUGGAUUGAUGCAGCUCAGGCUGGAACUUGGGUUGGACUGGAGAUGUGUAGUUUGGUAUUCGUAGUUGGCCUGCCUCAUUUGAAGUCAGAUUUGACUCGAUAAAAUUUGGAAAAAAGAUCGUAGGGGAAGCAUCCCACAAAAUAGAGACAUGAAUGGAAAUGAAAAUUCUGGUUAA
Molecule: messenger RNA, 4536 nt
Organism: Nymphaea colorata (pocket water lily)
Lineage: Eukaryota; Viridiplantae; Streptophyta; Magnoliopsida; Nymphaeales; Nymphaeaceae
Exons: 7
Coding region: 1806-3614 (602 amino acids)
Source: RefSeq, a predicted model, not a curated record